AAUAUUUUGUGUCAGUGUGAACCAUCAAAAUAUUAGUACAUAUUUUUAGUGUACAAAUGAAGUACAAAUUUUGUGUACAUGUAGCAUGCUUCAAAAAAGAAAAAAACAAAGAAAACUGAAAUGCCCCGACCCGACCAUGCCCACCCCUACCCAUCAGAUUCCAUUUCAUUUUCGCCAGAAUUUGAUUGCUUUUUCAACUUUCCGUCCGGCGGACUUAGCAAUUGGUCAGUAAAAUCGAUCCUUAAAUUGCAGUUAUGAAUCUUGAACAGAUCUUCUUGCGGGUUGUCGCACUUGAACUCAAUGAUAGAUCCGUGAAAUCAUGAGACGGGUUCCUCAAUUAACAGGUUUUUCGAAUCCUGCCAGGAUCGUUUAGGUUUUUUCCAAAUUCUCAGGAAAUAAUUGUUGUUCAGUGAUGAAACACAUUUGAAUGAGUGUGGUGGAGUGAAGAAUCUUGAUUGUGCACUUAGUGGGUGGUGUUCUUAGAGGAGGCUAUGGAGUGUCUUCCUGUUGAGGUAAUUGGGAAUAUUUUGUCUCGGCUUGGGGCGGCAAGAGAUGUUGUGAUUGCCUCUGCAACUUGCAGGAAAUGGAGGAUUGCCUGGAGGAACCAUGUCCACACACUUGAGUUUAACUCGAAUGACUGGCCUGUAUAUCAUGAUCUCUCGAGGAGUAGACUUGAGAUUAUCAUAACAGAGACGAUUUUACAGACCACGGGACUGGAGGGACUUUCCAUUGUCAUGGACAAUGUUGACGAAUUCUCUGCUUCUCCGGUGAUUGCUUGGUUGAUGUACACCAGAGAAACCCUCCGCCGGCUCCAUUUCAAUGUCAAGACGACACCCAUCAUAAACAUACUCGAGAAAUGUGGCCACCAGAAACUGGAAGUACUCACACUCGCACACAACACCAUAAUCGGCGUUGAGCCCAGUUAUCAAAAGUUCCCUUGUUUGAGGUCUCUUUCCCUGAGCCACAUUGGCAUAUCUGCUUUGGAUUUGGGCUACUUGCUCACUAUCUGCCCUAAAAUUGAGGUCUUGAAUCUUGUCAGCUUGGACAUUGUCAUGUCAGACCCACAGGCAACCAUGGAAUUGAGCAGUAACUCCCUGAGUGAGAUCUACAUUGAAGCCAUUAACUUGGACAAGAUUGUUUUGGAGGCUGAUGGGUUGGAAAAGUUGCACCUGAAAGACUGUACGCUCGAGUUCUUUGAUCUUGUCAGCAAGGGAGGACUGAGAUUCCUCAAGAUUUAUGAUGUCAGCGUCAUCCAUCUUGACAUCGGCGAGAGCACCGAGAAUCUUGAUACUGUGGAUGUCAGCAACUUCACCAUCAUGUGGUCCAAGUUCCACCACAUGAUCUCAAAGUCGUCCAAACUGAGGAGGCUUCGUCUGUGGGAAGUGGUGUUCGACGAUGAGGAUGAGGUUGUUGAUAUCGAGGCAAUCUCUUCUUGCUUCCCGCAGUUAACCCAUCUGUCCUUGAACUAUGAACUAAGGGAAGCAGCCCUUCAGUAUGGUUUGCAAGGUUCGUUCCAGUUGGAAAACGUGGCUGCUUUGGAGCUCGGUUGGACUGUGAUUAAUGACCUCUUCUCGGACUGGGUAGCCGGGCUUGUAGAGAGGUGCCCUAACCUCAAGAAGCUAGUCAUUUUCGGGGUCGUCUCUGAGACCAAAACCCCUGAAGAGUGCCAUACACUGGCUAACUUCACAUCCUUCAUUGUAAGGCUCAUGAGGAAGUAUCUACAUGUUGAGGUUCAGUUCGAAUACGAGUAAGAAUGAAGGUAUAUAUGGUUGAUUGUGAUUCUUUGGUGUUGAGAAAUUGUAAAUCAUAUUUUUUUUGGUUUAAGUUCAAGUUCAGACAAUGUAUUCAAUUCUUAAUAUCCCCCUUUUUUUCAUUCUUGGUUGGGUAUAAUUAUAAAACUUUCAGUAUCUU
Messenger RNA from Cuscuta campestris, 1911 nucleotides. The record is from the annotation of a GenBank genome assembly. NCBI's taxonomy places the organism in Eukaryota, Viridiplantae, Streptophyta, Magnoliopsida, Solanales, Convolvulaceae.